Prorocentrum cordatum is the source of this 912-nucleotide messenger RNA. The record is from the annotation of a GenBank genome assembly. NCBI's taxonomy places the organism in Eukaryota, Dinophyceae, Prorocentrales, Prorocentraceae.
GCCCUCGUCGACGCCAUUGAUCCGGGCCCGCGCCCUGGCAAGAUGGAGGGGGGGCCUGACGGCGAGGCGCAGAUGCGGCAGCAGUGGUUGCGCGCGGUUCGCGAGACCGCACAGUGGGAACACGAGUUCGUUUUGCUUUAUUCCGACGGCACCAUCCCAGCUAUAGCGGCAGGCAAGUCGUCGGAGCAGCCGGCGUCCAGUUUGCAGUGCGCGUCUUGUAAAUGCGAGAGGAUGAGCCGUGCGUUCGAAAAUUUCAUGAAUUGCAGAUCCGAGAUUACUGCGCCGCUCGACGCUUGGCAGGCGCCCGCGCAGACGUUGCUCGCGGCGUGCAAGGUUGCUGACGACGUGAUCACCUCGGUGGAGAAGGCCAUCGACGCGCCCGCGGGCCACGCGCCUGACUUGGCAGAGGUCCUAGGAAGGCAUGGCGCCCUGAAGGUGAAUGUCGCUGGCGCAGUCGAGCGGGUCAAGGACGUGAGCCUCGGAGACAUUGACAGCGGGCGCAUGUUCUUCCUCCAGCGGCACAACCUCGUUGUCUCGGCGGCCGUCGACACCUUGAGCAACAUUGAAGCAGGUAGCGUCGCGAGACUGAAGGUCACCGGCUGCGUUGCGGACACCUUCCUGAAGUUCGAGGCUCAGCUCGACACGUACACUGCAUGGUUGACGAGUUCAUCAGCGUCUAAGGAUGAGGCCCAGGAGGGCUGGGGCAAGGACAUGGGCAUUCAGCGCAGGAGUUCGACGGCAGUGAAGGCACUAACGAAGAUGGAGCAGAAUAUCUCGGGGCUCUUUGACCAGAGGGCUUCCGAGCUUGCCGACGUCAUCUACAAGUACGCCCCCCCGAGCAGCCUCCUGGACAACUUCCGUCUCGUCGGCGAUGAGGUUUUGCUGAAGAACCUCGCCAAGCCGCCAGCCUGA